Molecule: messenger RNA, 1202 nt
Organism: Morone saxatilis (striped sea-bass)
Lineage: Eukaryota; Metazoa; Chordata; Actinopteri; Moronidae
Gene: gsc
Product: goosecoid
Exons: 3
Coding region: 146-871 (241 amino acids)
Biological process (GO): regulation of transcription by RNA polymerase II
Cellular component (GO): nucleus
Molecular function (GO): DNA-binding transcription factor activity, RNA polymerase II-specific; RNA polymerase II cis-regulatory region sequence-specific DNA binding
Source: RefSeq, a predicted model, not a curated record
CGCCUCCAGAGUCACCAUGACGCACUUUUAGGAGAACUUUUGUUUUCUCUCCCACGGAAAUCUUUCAGUCCGGGACGUUUUAUUUCACCGAGCAAUUUUGACUCUCCAGAGUUCCCGUUUUAACGAGCAGCCGCGCACCGGUGUGAUGCCCGCCGGGAUGUUCAGCAUAGACAGCAUCCUGUCCGGCCGGCCAAGCUGCAAGGAGCCGCUGCUGCUGCACCGGAGCGGCCCGGUGGUGCUCUCCGCCGGCCUCACGGACUCUAUCUACACCGACUACAACGGACUGUACUCGGCCACUUGCGGACCUUCUCCAUCCGGGAUUCAGUCUGUGAACGGGACCAGGAUAGGAUAUAACGGCUACUACUACGGACAGCUGCACGUUCAGGGCGCCGGAGGAGGUCCGCCGUGUUGCAGCUCGGUGCCCGGCCUCACCCCGCAGCAGUGCCCCUGCAUCCCGGCAGGCUACGACAGCCCGGGCUCGGUGCUGAUCUCUCCGGUCCCGCACCAGAUGAUGUCCUACAUGAACAUGGGCAGCCUGUCGCGGACCGAGCUGCAGCUCCUCAACCAGCUGCACUGCCGCAGGAAGCGGAGGCACCGCACCAUCUUCACCGACGAGCAGCUGGAGGCUCUGGAGGGCCUCUUCCAGGAGACCAAGUACCCGGACGUCGGUACCCGGGAGCAGCUGGCCCGCAAGGUCCACCUACGGGAGGAGAAGGUCGAGGUUUGGUUCAAAAACAGACGCGCGAAGUGGAGGAGGCAGAAAAGGUCUUCAUCAGAGGAAUCAGAGAACUCUCAGAAAUGGAACAAAUCCACCAAAACGUCCGCGGAGAAAACCGAGGAGAGUAAAAGCGAGGUGGACUCGGACAGCUGAUAGUAAAAAAAGCCACCUGACACGGCCACGUACGUGUGUGCACACAUAGUGGAAAGUGAUGUGGACUCGACGACAUGCUGGUGGUGUGAUGAAAACGUGUUGCCAUGUUGCACAGUUGUACAUAUUUUAUUAUUGAUUCUGUGUCCGCUAUUUAUAUUUAAUUUAAGUUUUUGUAUUGUUACGCACGCCGGGGGACGUGACGGCCGGCCGGUGCAUUGACUGACAUGUCUGAAUAUAUCAUAAUGUUAUAUGUGGCAUUUUUAUGGAUAUUAAAUGUUGUAAAUCUGGUAUUUCUUUCCGUUGUAACAUGAUUGAGUGCGCUCAGCCCGCA